Molecule: messenger RNA, 5276 nt
Organism: Nycticebus coucang (slow loris)
Lineage: Eukaryota; Metazoa; Chordata; Mammalia; Primates; Lorisidae
Gene: XRCC3
Product: X-ray repair cross complementing 3
Exons: 8
Coding region: 2937-3986 (349 amino acids)
Biological process (GO): telomere maintenance via recombination; t-circle formation; resolution of mitotic recombination intermediates
Cellular component (GO): Rad51C-XRCC3 complex; replication fork
Molecular function (GO): ATP binding; four-way junction DNA binding; ATP-dependent DNA damage sensor activity
Source: RefSeq, a predicted model, not a curated record
GUGGGAGGUGAGAGCGCUGGUCUGGCGGCCCGUGGGUAAUCGAACCGGCUGGGGGCCGCCGCGGGUGGAGUGGGGGCCUGGUGAGGUAGCAAGGGGUAGGGGUCUUUACUUCCUGCCCCCAACCCUAGAGGGAACGAAAGGACGCCGGAGCGAGGGUCCUGACGGAGCGGGAGUUCGGAGGGAGCCUGGGGGCUGCAGGGGCCUCGCUGGGUGGGUUAUGGCGACAGUCCUGGGCGAGGGUGACAGCUCGGCCAGGACGGGUGAAGCUGGGAGCGCGGGCUGGAGUCCUGGUGUCUCCGCUCGGGCGGUGGGUGGAGGUCACAGACCGGCCCCACGGAAGAGCCGGUGUGUGUGGAGGGCAGAGCGCGGGAGCAGGUGGCGGCGGAGCUGAGAAGGGAGCGGUCCUCAGCGGAGGGGGGGCCGAGAAGGGCGGGAGUCUGUGCCUGGCAGUCGGGGCAGUUCUGGAGGAACCACAGCCGUGCCCGGGCCCGGGAGGAACCAGCGCGGGCCCCAGGUGGUGGUGACGACAGCUCCCUCCCGGCAGCUCUAGCUGGCAGGAGCAGUCAGGAGAUGGCUGAAGUGCGGCGGGGAUCUUGGAAGGCACCGCGCCUUUCCGGACAAGAGGAUGGGGACGGGUGGCAAUUGUGGAGACUGGGCUGCUCCCGAGGGCCCUGGAAGCCGCCAGGCAGGGGCCUUGGGUGACUGAGUAGGGCCCAGAGACCAAGCAAGCCCUGUGGGGCUUUGCUAACAGGUGAGCUCAGACUCGCAGUGAUGUGGGUCAGGGCUUAGGGCAGUCCCUAGAGCUUGCCGCCUGCCCCCAUCCCCUGGUGGUGGGACCCUGGCUUGUUCCUUAACCACCGCGCUCCCAUUUCCUCUUAGGCAAAAUGGAGAUAAUGACAUUGUUGUCAAGUUUGGAUGUUAAUAAUGUCAAAUGUUUAGAGUAGUCCCUGGAACUUACUAAGUGUUUAUGACUAGCAUUUGCCCCCUUAUGACCUUUGGUGACUGAGGACAUGUCAGGCACUUAGCUUACUGUACCCGAAUUUAGCUGUGAACUUGGCAAGAGAAAGGAAAAUAAUAGUUCCAAUCAAGUAGGUGCUUUAGCCAAUUAUCUCCUUAAGUGGGGAGGCCCCCAGUAUGAGAGACAUGGUGGAGGCACCCAUCGGUACCCUUUGGUUUAUUUGGAUCACUGGCUGGUGCCACCUGUGGCAUUGAAGUGGGAGAGAUCUGAGCACAUUUUUUUCAAUGCCCUGGUUUUGGGAGAAGGCCUUUGUUCAUCCUGCUUUUAACUCCUUAUUUAUUUAUUUUUUUUUUUUUGUAGAGACAGAGUUUCACUUUAUUACCCUCAGUAGAGUGCCAUGGCAUCACACAGCUCACAGCAACCUCCAACUCCUGGGCUUAGGCGAUUCUCCUGCCUCGGCCUGCCGAGUAGCUGGGACUACAGGCGCCCGCCACAACACCUGGCUAUUUUUUUGUUGCAGUUUGGCCGGGGCUGGGUUUGAACCCGCCACCCUCGGUAUAUGAGGCCGGCACCCUGCUCACUGAGCCACAGGCGCCGCCCUUAACUCCUUCUUAUAAAGAGUAAUUUAAGGCAGCGUUUGAAGCCUGGACCUGCUGCUCAGAGUGGCUGGGCCUGUCUGGCCCUGCCCCCUCUAGCCAAGUGGGUAUUGGCAACAUGAGGUCCCCAUUUCCUGGUCUCAUGUGGAAAUAAGGAGAUGACCAAAGUUCUCAAGACACACGGUUUAUUAUCAGAGAAUCUUUGCAGGUCCACAGUGCUUAAGGAGGGGUGAAUAACAUGAGCAAACCUCACAACAGUUGGUACACCCCUUAACCACACAGUUGAGUGAGUUCCGAAAUUAUCAAAGUCCAGUUGCUCCGUUAGGACGGAGGCAGCCUCUGCAGACAGUUUGGAGUGCACCUUUAUAGGAGUGGUUGUCAGACAGACAUCAGGUACCUAAGAGCUAUCUGACUAAACUCCAACUGGAUGUCACAAGGCCGUACACGGAUGGGCCUGGGAGAAAGUGCAGGAUCCUGACUUGGACAGGCAGAGACUCCCUGGUCAGUCAGCAGUCCCUCUGCUUCUAGCAGCCAGGCACACAGGCUAGAGGUUUGGCAGCUGUGUGCUGGCUUCCUGGUAUCCCUGCCCACUUGGCCAGCUGUUUGGCAGAAUUUAGCCCCACUCCUGCUGUUGGCUGGCAGAGCUGGCCUGCAGGACCUCUCCUGACCCAGCCCACUCCCUGCUCUGGAAUCUAAAACCUGCAGAUUUCUCUGUUGCCCAGAGGCUGUUUUGGGUGGUGCCUCUGAGUUCUGCAAACGCCCCUGCUCAGUCAGGUGGGGCCUGCCGUGUCUCCCUUGACCACCUAGUACUUUUCCUGGAGAUGACACUCUCGUUUGCUCCCUGUCCUGGAGAAUGUCACUUCCUCACACCGCCAGCACUGCCAGCACCUUUUGAGCUCGUUAAAAUUACCCCACCCUUUGGCCUAUGCCCAGCCCAAUAGUGUAGCUCCUCUCCUGCCUGGGCUAUACCCCUGUCACCCCUGUCCCUGCUCCAGGACAAACAUGGGACCAGCUCCUGGCUGGGAAAGCCCAUGGGCUGUGGGGUUGGGCAGCCCUGGGAGCAGCUUCCCUGCCCUUCCCUCCUGCCUGUACCCUGCCUGGUCCUGGAGCCCUGUGAUCCCUGCUCCACAUCCCAGAUCUGCUGGUGUCAGGCCUGACUGUGAGAAUGGAGGAUGCAAGUGACCUGGUUCCUGAAGCUGCAAAACUGAUACAUCGUCCAGUCACAGCCUAAUGCACCACGCAGGGGCCUUCAGCUGAGCAGUGGACUUGGCCCCCAGCGACCAGUGCAGUGAGGUAACAGCCCUACCGGGAGUGGUGACAGCAGUGAGGACGUUGUCUGUCCCGGGGAAGUUACUCAUCCUGCUGGUCAACCCAUUGCAGAAAUGGAUUUGGAUCUACUGGACCUGAAUCCCAGAAUUAUUGCUGCAAUUAAGAAAGCCAAACUGAAGUCAGUAAAGGAGGUCUUGCAUUUUUCUGGACCAGAUCUGCAGAGAGCAACCGCCCUCUCCAGCCUGGAGGUCCAGCAUGUGCUGAGAACAGCCUCCUUGCACCUACGGGGGGACAGCAUCCUCACAGCACUGCACCUGCACCAGCAGAGGAAGCAGUUCCCCACGCAGCACCAGCGCCUGAGCCUCGGCUGCCCUGUCCUGGAUGGGCUCCUCUGUGGCGGCCUGCCCCUGGAGGGCAUCACCGAGCUGGCUGGCCGCAGCUCGGCAGGAAAGACGCAGCUGGCGCUACAGCUCUGCCUGGCUGUUCAGUUCCCGCAGCAGCAUGGAGGCCUGGAGGCAGGGGCUGUGUAUGUCUGCACGGAGGACGUGUUCCCCACCAGGCGGCUACAGCAGCUCAUGACCCUCCAGCCUCAGUUACGCACAGACGUCCCAGGCAAUGUGGUUGAGAAGAUAAGAUUUGGUGACCAGAUCUUCGUGGAGCACGCGGCUGACGUGGACACCUUGCUGGAGUGUGUGACACAGAAGGUCCCCGUCCUACUGUCUCGGGGCAUGGCCCGCCUGGUGAUCAUAGACUCAGUGGCAGCCCCAUUUCGGUGUGAAUUUCAUGGCCAGGCCUCUGCCCCCAGGGCCAGGCGCCUGCAGUCAUUGGGGUCUGCGCUGCGCCGACUGAGCUGGGCCUUCCAGACCCCUGUGCUGUGCAUCAACCAGGUGACAGAGGUAGUGCAGGAGCCGACCACAGCCCCUAGACCCCCAGGCUCUGUGGACGGGCACAUCUGUCCAGCCCUGGGCAUCACCUGGGCCAACCAGCUCCUCGUGAGACUGAUGGCAGACCGGCUCCGUGAAGAGGAGGCCACCCUUGAUCCUCCUGGCUGCCCAACUCGGACCCUGCGGGUGAUCUUUGCCCCCCACCUGCCACCCUCUUCCUGUUCCUACACGGUCAAUGCAGAAGGGGUGCGAGGAACUCAUGGAACAGAGUCCUGCUGACUCAGUGGUGGCUGCAGACAGCCUGGCCAGGCCUGAGACUCCAGGUGAUAGAGCCUGCCCGGGCCCCAUCUCAGGCUCUCCCAGGUGUCACUCCACCUUCUGCCCCAGGCAUGGGGGCUGCUUUCCCCUCUGGCCCACCUGCCAGGCCUCAGCACUGUUCCCACAGGCCCCGGUUGGCCCUGGGGCUGGGGACUCGACUCUAGUGUGUCCAUAGUCGAGGACUGCUGGGGAGCCCCUCCUUCCCUAGCUCUGCUUCACAUAUUAUCACCCCCAGGAAUUGGGCCACCCCUGGCCUGGGCCUGGGGUCCUGCCCAGAAGGGGCCUCCUCUCCUACAGGCAGUGUAGUCUGCCCAGAGUCCCCCGUAAUGCUCAGGCCAUGGUGUGCUGCAGUCAGCCAAGUCCCCCCCAGCCCACAUCCAACCUAAGACCUGAGUCUGGUGUGGGGUAGAGGAGAAGCCCCAGGCUGCCCUCUGGCCACCAUCCAGAGGGCCUGGGAGGUGGGACUGGACCUGCACCACCUUCAUGGGUGCACGAGCAGCCUCAGGGCUCUUCUGAGAAACUGGAAAAAGAAAAAGCUUGUGGUGCUUUCCCAGUAUGCCCCCAUGCCUGGCCUCUGGGGUCUGGACGUCCAGUGCAGCCCUGGCCUGGUGCACUGUCCAUCCUGCUGGGGACAUAGCAGGACUCCUGGCUGUGGAGUCAUGUGGUCAGGCCCUACUCGAGCUAGAAAGUGGGGCCUCCAGGCAGCACAUCUGGCUGCAGACUGGAAUCUGACCAUCCGGUCAUAGAGACACGAGGCCCAGAUGUCACCAAGGGGCCUGGCCUGCGUGGGGAGGGCUGUGACCCGCUCCUCAUAGGGCACCUGGUGCAGAGUAGGCCUCUGACAAAGGUGCUGUGUGUGGGGAGGCGCAGACUGCUCUCCAGGAGUUAUGCCCCAUCUCAGUCCCCAUCCUGGACAUGGGUCACUUCUCUGCCCUGCUGUAGGGUGGGGAAACUGAAGCCUAAGAGCUUGACCAUUCUCCCACAGCCCUGGGGCUACACGGAUUGCACUGUGGUACUCCUGCCCGUGCAGUUUCCAGGGCAUUAAAUGUCUUCAGGUUAUCAAGGCCCUGUAAUCCCAGAAAAGUUAAGAAUUGCUAGCAGGCGGCACCUGUGGCUCAGUGGGUAGGGCAAUGGCCCCAUAUACCAAGGGUGGCGGUUUCAAACCUGGCCCUGGCCAAACUGCAACCAAAAAUAGCUGGACGUUGUGGCAGGCGCCUGUAGUCCCAGCUACUCGGGAAGCUAAGUCAAGAG